GGGCAUGCACGACGACACAGGAUGACCCCAUGCGGAGCUUAUGUAAAUUCUAAGUUUCCAGUAUAUGAGAUAGUGCCCUCUCAUGGUUUAGACUCCGACUCACCACUCGACGGACAACGCUCCAAAUGUCCAACCCACCUCAGCCGUCGCAUAUCAUACGCUCGAAAUCUGAGCCUAUACAGAAUAGAAGGGGUCGACGUAAUUUGACAGUCAAUCUUUUCACAUUCUCAGGGUCCCAGAGAGGACUUCCUGGGGGCAGAACAGUAACUACUAGUACAGCAGCGCGUUCCGACACUGUCUAUAACGAACCCUGCACCUCGAGUCAACAGGACGCAGGGCAGUCCACGGGGAACAAAAAAGUCCCUGAGUGCAACACCCGGUCUAGGUAUGACGAUUCACAGGCAUCCACGUCGGAACUUCCACCUCUUCCUGAAAUACAACUGGCACUAGCAGAAGAUCUGACGGGUCAGAUCUUCUGUGGAAUGAAGGGUUACGUUGCCAGUGGUGCAUUCGCAAACGUUUACAGAUGUGAAUGGAGAAAACCGUCGGGCCCUGUCAAGAAGGUCGCAGUAAAAACCUUCAGGCACCACACGGAUCCCACCAUCUCAAAGCAGGAAUUAAGAAUGUUUCAACGAGAAGCUGCAAUAUGGGCACACCUCGUCCAUGACAAUAUCGUCACACUUUAUGGAACGACAGAGGAGUUCGGGCCAACCACAGCCCUUGUCUCCCAGUGGUUCCCGCACGAUACGCUGUCCCGUCUUAUCAGAGAACAGGGUGCUACACUAACGAUCAAAUCCAAAUUGAAGCUGCUUCACGGCAUAGCAUCUGGGCUCCACUAUCUUCACUCUUUUCCUAUUGUCCACGGUGACAUUACGAGCUCUAAUAUUUUGGUAGAUCUCAAGGAAGGAGAAUACAAGGCUUGCCUAACGGACUUCAGUUUGUCAAAUGUCCUCUGCGGACAUUUAAAAAUGUGCCAAAUCGAAGCAUCAACUGUUCGGUCUGGUGCAGUCAGGUGGACGGCGCCUGAGUUGCUCGGGUCACAUGAUCCCCCUUCUGAUAUUAAACCGACCACGCAGAACGACAUGUAUUCUUUUGGUCGUGUCAUGUUCCAUUUGUUGACUCUGAUUAUUCCUUGGCAUAACAUUGACGAGUACAAAGUCAUUCAAAAAAUACAAAAUGGAGAGGAUGUCCUGCGUCCUGAGGUAUCCGAGGCGACGUCUGACGUUACAGACGCACGCUGGGGUCAUAUCGAGCAGUGUUGGUCAAUUGAUCCACCUGCUCGUCCAUGUGCCCUGACGGCUAUGAAAUUCAUGACGAGGGAGCUAGAGGCUUUGAAACAGGAUUAUGUCCUUGUUGGCGGGGUACAAGAAAACCAUCAAAAUAAAUAUUUAGUCGCGGAGCCGUCUAGGAUUUCUACUGCACCGUCGUUACCCAAUCCCGUUCCCUCUAGUCCUUUAAUACAUCAUCUCUUCUCUACAACCUCGUCGCUGAUGCAGGUCCUUUGAAUGUGUUACUUUUCGGGGAGACCGGAGUUGGAAAGAGCGCCAUCAUCAACUUGAUUAUGGGAUGGGAUGCUGCACAGACGCCGCCAGACGCAGCAACCUGCACACUGCAGCACACCUCUCAUGAAGUUGGUCUUGCAGAUCGCCGAUUCAAACUUUGGGAAGUUUCCUCGAUCGAAUCAAUGGGUUUUUUCCAGGCCCUUUUUACAAAA
Molecule: messenger RNA, 1714 nt
Organism: Suillus fuscotomentosus
Lineage: Eukaryota; Fungi; Basidiomycota; Agaricomycetes; Boletales; Suillaceae
Product: kinase-like domain-containing protein
Exons: 12
Coding region: 126-1505 (459 amino acids)
Biological process (GO): protein phosphorylation
Molecular function (GO): protein kinase activity; ATP binding
Source: RefSeq, a predicted model, not a curated record